Aphidius gifuensis is the source of this 2351-nucleotide messenger RNA. It is a transcript of the gene Vap33, whose product is annotated as vesicle-associated membrane protein-associated protein B-like. Lineage: Eukaryota; Metazoa; Arthropoda; Insecta; Hymenoptera; Braconidae. The transcript is spliced from 7 exons. Bases 257 to 1027 code for a protein of 256 amino acids. Gene Ontology annotation, biological process: endoplasmic reticulum membrane organization. Gene Ontology annotation, molecular function: FFAT motif binding. The record is from RefSeq and is a predicted model, not a curated record. Gene Ontology annotation, cellular component: endoplasmic reticulum membrane; plasma membrane.
CCAAUGACGCACGCGCAUUUUCAAUAUCGUAGCAGUUGCUCGUCUGCCGUGAUGAUGAUCAUAAUAAUAAUUCAGUAAAAACUACUACUUUAACGGAAAUUUUAGUACAUGUCGAAACGUGGGGACAUAAAAAGAAAAAAAAAUUAUAUAUAUAUUUUGGUUGAUUGAUUUAUUAACAAUAUAUAUUGAAUUAUAAAAUUAAGUGAUUGAAGAAUAAAAGACAGUUUGACUUUUUUGGGCGAUACUGAUUAAAAUAAUGGCUAAACCGGAGCAAGUUUUGAUUAUCGAACCACAGGGUGAAUUACGAUUCAGGGGACCAUCAGCAGUUUCACCUGUCACAUCAUACAUAAAGCUUACAAAUCCAACAAGUCAAAAAAUUUAUUUUAAAAUAAAAACAACAGCACCAAAAAGAUACUGUGUAAGACCAAAUAAUGGAGUUCUUAAACCAAAAGAAGUCAGUGAAAUUGCUGUAUGCUUACAACCUUGUGAAUUUAAUCUUAUGGAAAAAAAUAAACACAAGUUUAUGGUUCAAUCAGUAAUUGCACCUGAAGGAGAUACUGAUGAUUUUGUUAAUGAUGUGUGGACUGAUGCUUAUCCAGAUAAAAUUAUGGAUUACAAAUUAAAAUGUGUUUUUGAGCAUCCUACAACAAAUACAGCAGCUGCCAAACCAACAGCUCCAAAUGCUGUUAAAUCUGAUACGAAUUCAACUAAUGGUAAAGGCAAAGUUACAGGUGAUGCAUCUAAAACGUCCUCGAAGCCAAUGGAUGAAAAUGAAGAAAAGUUGCUUAAAGCUAAACAGGAAGUUAAUGCGUUGAGGGUAGAAGAAAGUAGUUUGAGACAAGAGAAUUUACAACUUAAGGAAGAAAUUCUCAAGUAUCGAAAUGCAUUGGAAAAAAGUACAGCAUCAGGAAGAGCUCAACAGAAUCCAGCUAAUUAUGAUCAAUCAUCAUUAAGUCUAUCACCUGCCACAAUGAUUAUUGCAGUUGUUAUGGUUUUAAUUGGUUAUUUUAUGGGCAAAAUGAUCUGAAUAUUUAUUGAUUAAAUAACAAUAAUAUUCUGUUUCCAACUGUACACCCUUUCUUUAUCUCUUGAAAUCCAAAUAAUUCCUCAUUUUUUUUUUCAACCUUCUUUUAUCCCCAUCAAAAAAUUGCCAGUGCAAAUUGUCAUCAUUAUAAAGCUUUUUUUUCUUUUUCUGUUUUGUUUAUAAUUACAAUGGAAACUUUUUUUUUUUUUUAAUAUCCUUUAAAUGUGCAGAAUAAAAAUGAAUUAAUAUUAAUUAUUUUAUCGUAGUUGUAUUUGUUAAUUGAGUCAAAAACAUAUUGGCUUUUCAACAAAAAAAUGAUGAAAUAUAUAAUAAAUAAUAAUAAUUAAAUCAAAUAUAGUCAAUGGAUUUAAAAACGAAUAAAAAAAAAAAAUCAUUAAGUUAAUUUUUGAUUAAACAAAAACGAAAAAAAAAAAAAAUGUUUAUUAUGUGUCUAAAAUCACAUUUUAUUAUUUUUCUUUUCAAAGGGGAUUAGAAGGUACUUAAAUUUAAUGAUUAUUUUUUUUUUUUUUUGUUUAAUAAUAAAAUAUAUGAAACUAGUGAUGCUAAGAAUACAAAAUUAUUCAGAAUUGUGUCGCCAAUAAUUGAUAAAAUAAAGAUAAAAAAAAAAAAAACCACUUCAACAACUGAUAUGUGAAAUGUUAUUUAAAAAAAAAAAUGUUUAGAAAAUGAUAAUUUAGUAUUGAUAAAUUUAUUUUGCGUUGAUGAGGUAUUGUAUAUAUUAACGAAAAAUAUUAAUCAAUAAUUAUAUAAACAUUGAAAGCGCGCUGGAAAUGAAAUAAAACUUUGCAUUUUUAAAAUCGAUAUGUUAAAUAGGCAGUGGAGAAUACUACAGGCAAUGAAAAUAUUUAAAAAUAAUAAUAAUUAAUAAUUGAAAUGAAUUUUUACUGAUUGGCAUAGAAAAAAUCUCAACAACAUUUAUAUUUGUGUUGAGUAUUUUUUUUUUUUUUUUAGACCAUUUCAAUCUUUAUUUUCGAUACUUUAUUAUUGUCUAAACAUUUAUACUUUUAAUUUUGUUCAACUCUAUUUUUCAUAGUAAUUUUCUUCAUGUUUCGAAAUUUUCAAUUUUCAAUUUAACUAUGUAAUAAUAAUUUUCUAAUUAUAAUUUCUUCAAAAAAAAAAAAAAUUAUUAUUAUUUAUUUUUUUUUAUUUUUCAACAACGUGAUAUAAUAAUAAAUAAAUUAUCGCAAUAAUAAAACAAUAUAAAAUACGUGUAAUCAGCAUUUGUAACAACAUAGUAAAACAAAAAAAAAGUAACAUGCAAAGUAAAAAAAUUUCAAUUAUAAAAAAAAAAAAAUUAAAUAUAAUA